ACAAUAAUUGUCAGCCAAAGCAGAUUUGUUUUGAAAUCGUAACUCACAAUCAAACAAGCCUGAAAUGGUUUCAGUGAUCUAUUUAACAUGGUCGUCAUUCAACAAUAUUCGCCUACUGCUGAUGGCUAGCAAGCCUAUAGUAAUGUUCUACUUGAUCUGGCUGGUGAAUACGUCGGAGAGCAUUCGUAGCGAGGAGGGCACUUUGUUGGACCUCGUGUGCUGGCCGGACGGCAAUGCUAUUCCGGUUAUCGUUGCUUGCGUAGGCAUUAUUGCCGUUAUUAUUCAGAUUUAUGGAUUGUACCAACUGUUCAAGGCUGGUUUACCUAGAAUGGAGUACAACGUCACUAAUGGCCUCUUCUAUUACAUAUGGGCGCUAAUUAUAAUAAUUAUUUUAUUUCUGGCAGUCAUGUUUUAUUCCGGUCUGCAAACGACUAUUAUAAGAGCUAAAAUAAAAGGCGGUAUCACUAAAGCAAUGCUUCUUUACUCGAGCCACCUGCCAUCUAAAGUCGCGAUCGACCAGCUACAAACUCGCUUCCACUGUUGCGGGCGAGUGCAGUACCAGGAGUGGUUCUACAUUCCCUGGUACACCUCCGGGGCUAGCGGCAACGUCGUCUUAAAGAGUUCACUGCAAUCUACCCACAAGUUCGUCAGCGACAACGUACCGUACAGUUGUUGCUCUAUGGACGUGAUGCAGCCCUGCGUGCACCACAGAGUUGCCCACGAGGAUACAGUGUAUAAGUAUAACCCACAUCAAAAACUGACGAUAUGGGACGCAGGUUGCGAAGAAAAACUGAUAAAUGAAAUGAUGACGAUUUCGUGGCGGCUUAUCGCAGUGAUGGCGCUUAUUACACUAGCCAUGAUUCUCCAAGGAGUUGCGGUACGAUACCUGCACACGGCGUACCGAAGCGGGCUGCACAUCGGCAACCAGGUCGCUUGCGAAGCCUACUUGCUUCGCUCCGUGGGAGCCACUACCUCUAAACGAAUCGACUGUCCCAGGAAAAACUUUCGCAAGAAUAACUUCCACAAUUCGAGGACGUUACAAUGGGUGAAAGCCACUUAUACUCCCAGGAAGAUAAAGUGUAAAGCCACAUCCCCCGAUAUGAAUAGUUCCGACGAAUUAUUGAAACAAAUUGAUGGAGAAUAG
This is a messenger RNA of Cydia amplana, 1144 nucleotides long. Its product is annotated as photoreceptor outer segment membrane glycoprotein 2-like. Gene Ontology annotation, cellular component: plasma membrane. Gene Ontology annotation, biological process: visual perception. The record is from RefSeq and is a predicted model, not a curated record. NCBI's taxonomy places the organism in Eukaryota, Metazoa, Arthropoda, Insecta, Lepidoptera, Tortricidae. The transcript has 6 exons. Bases 65 to 1144 code for a protein of 359 amino acids.